CCGGCCCCGCGCGCGCCCCUUCUCGCCCCCCCGCCUCGUUUCCGUCGGCUCGUCUGAGUCCCCCCGCCGGAACUGAAAGAUGCAGGGCAACAAGGGCUUUGCGAUGGAGAAGCAGAACCACACGCCUCGGAAGCAGCACCAGCACCAUCAGCAGCAGCACCAGCCUCCGCCGGCGCAGCAGCCGCCCCCUGCCCCGGCUAACGGGCAGCAGACCAACAGCCAAAAACGAUUAUGUACCUUAUUCCCCUCAGAUGAAGGCCUGACAAUUGACCUGAAGAAUUUUCGAAAACCUGGUGAAAAGACCUUCACCCAGAGGAGUCGCCUGUUUGUGGGGAACCUGCCCCCUGAUAUCACAGAGGAGGAGAUGAGGAAGCUGUUUGAAAAAUAUGGGAAGGCUGGUGAAGUGUUCAUUCAUAAGGAUAAAGGCUUUGGCUUUAUCAGGCUGGAAACACGUACUCUGGCUGAAAUCGCAAAGGUAGAGCUGGACAACAUGCCCCUGCGUGGGAAGCAGCUGCGAGUGCGCUUUGCGUGCCACAGUGCCUCACUGACUGUCAGGAACCUGCCACAGUUUGUGUCGAAUGAGCUCUUGGAGGAGGCCUUCUCAAUGUUUGGCCAAGUGGAGAGAGCUGUGGUUAUCGUGGAUGACCGGGGCCGGCCUUCCGGAAAAGGCAUUGUGGAGUUCUCGGGAAAGCCUGCUGCUCGGAAAGCUCUGGACAGAUGCAGUGAGGGGUCUUUCUUGCUCACUACGUUCCCUCGGCCUGUGACUGUGGAGCCCAUGGAUCAGUACGAUGAUGAGGAGGGCUUGCCAGAAAAACUGGUCAUCAAAAACCAGCAGUAUCACAAGGAGCGUGAGCAGCCCCCCCGCUUUGCCCAGCCCGGUUCCUUUGAGUACGAAUACGCCAUGCGUUGGAAGGCCUUGAUCGAGAUGGAGAAGCAGCAGCAGGAGCAGGUCGACCGCAACAUCAAAGAGGCACGGGAGAAGCUGGAGAUGGAGAUGGAGGCGGCUCGCCAUGAGCACCAGGUCAUGCUCAUGCGGCAAGAUUUAAUGCGGCGCCAGGAAGAGCUGAGGAGAAUGGAGGAACUCCACAACCAGGAGGUGCAGAAGCGCAAGCAGCUGGAACUCAGGCAAGAAGAGGAGCGCAGGCGCCGUGAGGAAGAGAUGCGGCGGCAGCAGGAGGAGAUGAUGCGGCGGCAGCAGCAGGAGGGAUUCAAGGGGGCCUACCCGGAUGCGAGGGAGCCUCCAGAUAUGCGGAUGGGACAGAUGGGCAUGGGAGGUGCGAUCGGCAUGAACAACAGGGGGACAAUGGGAGGCACCAGCGUUCCGGCUGGACCCCCUCCCGCCACUGGACCUGGACCAAUGAUCCCUGACGGAGCUAUGGGAAUGACUCCUCCGCCACCCACCGAUCGCUUUGGUCAGGGGACUGCAAUGGAAGGACUCGGAACUAUGGGCGGAAGCACACCAGGAUUCAACAGAGGAGCUCCUGGGGGGGAUUUUGGCCCGAACAAGCGUCGCCGAUACUAAGGAGGAGGUUAGUGCCCUGGCUGCUCCCUCAAGCGAGACCCUCAGAGGCUCUCCUUGCCCCGGGGACUGGCCAUGGCCGAAGGGCACCCGGCCCAAUUGGCAAAGGGUUUAGUCGACGCCACAAGGUGCAUUCCUGCAAAACAAUGUGAAGAGCGGAUCCCAGGAGGCUUCAGUAGCUGUAGUGUGUGAGGCCAGGCCAGGGCCCGGGCGCCUCCCAUUCCCAAGCGCCUCAGCACAGGCUCUGCCCCAGCUGACACGGCCCUGUUGAGGCUGGCGCUGCCCUCCGCCAGCCCUUUGCAGGCCCCUUCGGAGGGCUGGGGCAGAGCCAGCGGAUCCAUCCAUGUCUGUCGCUUCAAAUGGCUUAUCAUGUGGGGGGGAGGGUCAGUUUUUUAAGACUUGUAGCUUUUUACUUCUUUUCCUCUGGACCAUUUUUCUUUACUGUAGCUCGCUGGUGCAGCCAAGAGGGCCAGGUAGUGGUGAUGGUGAUUUGGGGAUGAAUUAUUUGGUGUGUUGUACCAUUCUUUAUUUUCUACUGGUAGAAAAGUACAAUCUAUUGGACAAAACAAGAAAAUUCCUGUUGAAGACGCGAUUGAAGCGAUUGUUUGUAUAACCCUAACUUUGCCUGUCUUGUGUAGAAGUACGAGACUGUAUGUGUGACCCCGAGCUGUAGUCGUCCACUAACAGGUUGAAUUUGUCUGAAGGUUGUUACAGGAAUGCAUUAUUAAAAGGGAUUUUAAGCCUUUUUCA
This is a messenger RNA of Varanus komodoensis (Komodo dragon), 2269 nucleotides long. RefSeq names its product non-POU domain containing octamer binding (gene NONO). The record is from RefSeq and is a predicted model, not a curated record. Gene Ontology annotation, biological process: regulation of DNA-templated transcription. Gene Ontology annotation, molecular function: RNA binding. NCBI's taxonomy places the organism in Eukaryota, Metazoa, Chordata, Lepidosauria, Squamata, Varanidae. Gene Ontology annotation, cellular component: nucleus. The transcript is spliced from 11 exons. Bases 80 to 1522 code for a protein of 480 amino acids.